ACACUCCCAUUCCUUUAUUAUUUGCUUUAGUUUUUUUCUUCAUCAAAAUAUCCACCCUAUUCUUGGGAUAAUUAACUUUAGGCAUAACUCUUCUCUGCUAUUUUCAAGUUGUAAGCAAUUUGACACUUCUAUUCUUAGUCUGUCUGACUUGUCAUUAGCUAUGUUACUGCAGUCGGGCCUAGCUUCAAUUGUUAUUCCAGCUUCCAACACUCCUGUUAUUCUGGCCUCUGAGUCAAUUAUUUCUGUGGUUUUCCCUCACCACAACGUCCGUAUGUCUAAGAUCUUGCUACUUCGUAAAUUUGGGGUCGCAAUAACCAAUGCGUAUAUGCAACCUACUGGUAACUUUCGUCGUGUCCUGGGUGCCACAUUCGAUCAACCAACACAAUUGCGAGCUAUAUUGCGUGAUUCCUUGUUCCCUCCAAAGCCUGCGACCACCUUUUACGGACGUGCUAAUUCGACCUGGUAGAAUACUGGCUAUACUCAUUUCGCUUGAUUCGAAUGACUUACAAAAACAAAAAAAUCUACUGUCGCCACUUCUUUAUCAUUCGUUUUCAUUGUUGCUUGUAUUUUACUUGGAAUCUGGAGAUCUCGAUUGAGACAAGUUUUUGACGAUCAACCUUUCACAUUCACAACGGUGCUUCCAUUCUGCAAUCCAAUCGUAUGACAACUAUACUUUCAAACGCUGGCCGUUUAAAAACAGUGUGCUUUCUUUCAUAAAAAUACUUCUUUCGACUUGUUGUCCCAAUUGACUCUUUCACAUUGCUCUUGGUCACUCGUAAAACAAAAACAAAAACAAAAAAACAAGACACAAAAAAGCAAAUAAUCACCCCUCAGUAACAA
This is a messenger RNA of Mucor mucedo, 840 nucleotides long. RefSeq lists its product as uncharacterized. The record is from RefSeq and is a predicted model, not a curated record. The coding region runs from base 161 to 466 and encodes 101 amino acids. Lineage: Eukaryota; Fungi; Mucoromycota; Mucoromycetes; Mucorales; Mucoraceae. The transcript has 4 exons.